GCGCUGGCUCGGACGGCUCCCUGCUUCCUUGUUUUAUUUUUAUUUUAAUUAUUAUUAUUAUUACUUUUUUUUUUUCUCGUCACAACAACUACCCAAUUUCUUCAAAGCAGAGAUUUACAAAUCAUCCUCGGCUCAUAGCGUUGUUUUUGUGAUACGUUCAAGGUCAAAUGAGGAGGAGCGCGCUGCUGCUGGCGGGGCUGCUGCUCGGCUGGGCCCUAACGAUGCCGCCCCGCGUGGACGGGGCCAAGGGCGGUGGAGGUGGCCGGGGCCGGGGUGGCGCCAGGGGCCGCGGUCGCAUCUACACCGGCUCGCGCAUGCCGAUACCCAUACCCAACCGCAACCCCGGCGCUAUCAACUACUACGAGAACAAGGACGGAGCCAGAAUAACAAAGGCGUCGCACUUUGAGCUCGACUACAUGCUGGGCCGGAAGAUUACCUUUUUCUGCAUGGCCACGGGCAUUCCCCGGCCGGAGAUCACUUGGUUCAAGGACGGCGUCGAGCUUUACCACCACCGAUUUUUCCAGGUGCACGAGUGGCCGAUCGGCAACGACACGAUCAAGUCCAAAAUGGAGAUCGACCCGACCACGCAAAAGGACGCCGGCUACUACGAGUGCCAGGCCGACAACCAAUACGCCGUGGAUCGGCGAGGCUUCAGGACGGACUACGUCAUGAUAUCGUAUUGACCCGCCCCUAUCUGUUUUUAUCUCCGCUGCUUCCUGUACGAUUAUGUAUAUUUCAUUCCACGGGGGAAAGCAAGUGAAAUUGUUUUGGUUGCUGCUCCGAUUUUAUUGUUAUGUUGUGUACGUGAGUAAAGUAUAAUUGUUGUACAGUAGUUUUGAUGUUUUAGUUAUAAUUUCUUCGAGUAUAGCGUUGCACUCCGAGUGUUGGUCAGUCGAGGAUUAUAGGAUCCCAAAGUCAAGAUUUCUAUUGUUUGGCGUCAAAACUUUUGAUUGAUGCAAACAGGAUUUGCGUUUACAGAAGUUUUUACGUGUUAGGGAGUAUUUACUCACAAGACUGAAAUCGACUGGACUUUUGCAAAAAAAGUGAGCCAA
Copidosoma floridanum is the source of this 1052-nucleotide messenger RNA. Its product is annotated as immunoglobulin domain-containing protein oig-4. The record is from RefSeq and is a predicted model, not a curated record. NCBI's taxonomy places the organism in Eukaryota, Metazoa, Arthropoda, Insecta, Hymenoptera, Encyrtidae.